This is a messenger RNA of Gambusia affinis (western mosquitofish), 6401 nucleotides long. It is a transcript of the gene sipa1l1, whose product is annotated as signal-induced proliferation-associated 1 like 1. Gene Ontology annotation, cellular component: cytoplasm. Gene Ontology annotation, biological process: regulation of small GTPase mediated signal transduction; activation of GTPase activity. Gene Ontology annotation, molecular function: protein binding; GTPase activator activity. Bases 583 to 6237 code for a protein of 1884 amino acids. The transcript has 26 exons. NCBI's taxonomy places the organism in Eukaryota, Metazoa, Chordata, Actinopteri, Cyprinodontiformes, Poeciliidae. The record is from RefSeq and is a predicted model, not a curated record.
GCGAAUCGCUGCAACUUUGGAUGAACUUCUAAUUUGAACAAAUGCGAGGCGGUUGGAGAAGCGCACGGAGCGGUAGAUAAAGAGGUGCAGAAUUCCCUCAGGAUUUCUGCUCUUCUGUUAAACAUAUCAGACAUUACUGACGCGGUUUAUUUAUUCCCGUUAUUGACCUGCGAGAGCGGCGUUUUUUUCCCUUCUUCCCAAGGAGGCAGACAAGGUGGAAAUGAAUAAAGGUUUGCCAUCACAUUUGGAGAUAUUCAGUGUGAAUUCCUGGCUGUGGUGAUAAACUGAGUUGGCUGUCUGCACCACUGUUCUGAGUCGUUACGUUCCAGUGUUUCCGUUGAGGCGGCCUGACUUCUCCUCUCGCAUGAAUCCAGAGCAGAUGGCUUUUUAAAGACUGCAGCUGUAAAAUACUGUCCACACAUUAGUUUCUUCAUACUGGAGGUUUUUUAAGAACCAGAUGUGAAUCUCCCUCUGCUCUUCACUUAGUGGGCAUUAUGUUGACCCAAAUCUAACCCCCAUUCAUAACCCAUCUUUACCUUUCCCUCCUACCUCCUCUCCCCACAUCCUUCCCCAUUCUUCGUCAUGACUAGUCUGAAGCGCUCUCAGACGGAGCGGUCAGUUGGGGGUUCUGUGCCGGCAACCGAUGAGUUCUACACCCGCCGCCUCCGACUGCCCAAUGGAGGAGCACCGCCACCUCGAAGCGAGAGUGCACAUAUCUCCUCCGCAUCAACCACUGGCACCAACCCUGGUGUCCCCAAGAUGGGGGUUAGAGCUCGGGUGGCCGACUGGCCCCCAAGGAAAGAUGGUGGUGGAGGCGGUGUUUGGCAUAUCACGGUGGAAACGGACUCGCCUAGCUCUACGAACACCACCAGCUCCUCAGGAUCAGGAAGUGGAGACAGAGAACGGAUCCUGGGCGGAGGAGGAGGUGGCGGAGGAGGAAGUGGAGGAUUGAGCGGGAGUGGUAGUGGAGAAAGAGGAGGGGGGAAUAUGUCAGCUGUCACAGCCCACAGCAAUCUGUCAGCGAAGUUAGGACACCUGAUAAGCCCACAAGACUCAUCGAUGCUGCGCAACAUCCAGAAUACACUAAAGAACAAGAUGCAUAGCAAAGGAAAGGACAAUCGCUUCCUGUCACCUGAUGGUUACCUGGGUUCUCCUCGGAAAGGGAUGAGACGGAUCCGCCAGCGCAGCAACAGUGAUAUAACCAUCAGUGAGCUGGAUGGAGAAGGCAAUGAGGGCUGGUCCUUCUCUGGAUGGACGCCCAUGCACCGUGAAUACGGCAGCACUUCUUCAAUAGACAAACACGGCGUGUCGGGAGAGAGCUUCUUUGACAUGCUGAAGGGAUACCAGUCCUCCGAGGCCCCUGAUCAGAGAAGCCCAGCUCCAGAAAGACUGUCAGAACUCCUUACUGUGGCCCCCAUAAAACAGGCCGCCCUGGAUCUGCCCGAUGGUCCAGCUCGUGGCAGUCCCGCCAGCCGACUGAAAGAGCGCGAGAAACACUUGAAGAGAAGGUCAAAGUCAGAGACGGGUGGAGAGUCUAUCUUCCGGAAGCUACGCAGCGUGAAGGUGGAGGGCGACACAUCGAGGGCCGGCUCAGAUGCUGAAGAUAGCGGGAAAGGUGAUGAAAGUGGUCCACCUCCUAAGCCAUGGUUGUGUCAAAAAGGCUUUGCCCAUUUUGACAUCCAGUCUCUACUGUUUGACCUCAAUGAGGCGAUCCAAAACCGUCAAUGUGGCUCCAAACGCAAGAACACCACAACCGGUGCCUCAGCCGCUGCUGCUGCUUCAGCCUCUGCCACUUCCUCUCUUUCCUCCAAUCAGAGUGGAACCUAUGGCUCGCCUUGUGGCUCCCAGGAGGAGCUGAGCAAGGAGGGGACUGGAGGAGGACAUGGUACCAACCCCGCAUUGGACCCUGGGGAUGAUAAGAGCAAUGAUUUGGUUCUCAGUUGCCCUUGUUUCAGGAAUGAGAUUGGUGGAGAGGGGGAGAGGAACAUUUCUCCUGCUAAACAGCAGGGCAGCAUUGGUAGCGGAGGGAGCUCCAGCAGUUCCUCUGGCAGUACAGAGGAAGGACCGCUGGAUGCCACUCUCACAACCCAUUUCACUAAUGCUGGAGUGGCCGUGUUGGAGGCUGCUAAAGAUGGCCCAAGUCAACAUGCUGACAGGUCCAAGAGAUAUAUUGUGGAACAUGUUGACCUUGGUGCCUAUUACUACAGAAAGUAUUUCUAUCUUAGAGAGCACUGGAACUAUCUGGGGGUGGAUGAGAACUUGGGCCCAGUGGCGGUGAGUCUGAGGAGGGAGAAGCUGGAGGAACACAAGGAGCACGGCCAGCAGUAUAAUUACAGGGUCAUCUUCAGAACGAGCGAGCUUACCACCUUGCGCGGGUCCAUCCUUGAAGAUGCUGUCCCAUCAACAGCGAAGCAUGGUCUUGCUCGCGGUCUUCCCCUCAAAGAAGUACUGGAAUAUCUUAUUCCUGAGCUCAAUGUGCACUGCCUGCGUCUGGCACUCAACACGCCUAAGGUCACUGAUCAGCUGAUGAAGCUGGAUGAGCAGGGGCUGAGUUUCCAGCGGAAGGUGGGGGUGAUGUACUGCAUGGCAGGCCAGAGCAGCGAAGAGGAAAUGUACAAUAACGAAGCAGCCGGUCCUGCGUUGGAGGAGUUCCUCCAUUUGUUGGGUGAGCGGGUUAGGCUCAAAGGUUUCAACAAGUAUCGAGCUCAGCUGGACACAAAAACCGAUUCUACAGGCACCCACUCCUUGUAUACAACUUACAAGGAUUAUGAGAUCAUGUUCCACGUGUCAACCAUGCUGCCCUACACACCCAACAAUAAGCAACAGUUGCUGCGGAAGCGGCACAUAGGGAACGACAUCGUCACAAUUGUGUUCCAGGAACCUGGAGCGCUUCCCUUCACUCCUAAAAACAUUCGCUCUCACUUCCAGCAUGUCUUUGUGAUUGUGCGCGCUCAUAACCCCUGCUCUGAAAACUCCUCCUAUAGUGUGGCAGUCACCCGUUCCAAAGACAUGCCUUCAUUCGGCCCCCCUAUCCCAGAGGGCGUGACCUUUCCAAAGUCAUCAGUCUUCCGGGAGUUCCUGCUGGCCAAAGUGAUCAAUGCCGAAAAUGCUGCUCACAAAUCACAUAAGUUUCGUGCCAUGGCCACCCGAACGCGCCAUGAGUACCUGCGGGACCUGGCAGAACGCCACACCACCAGCACUCCGAUUGAUCCCUCUGGAAAGUUUCCUUUCAUUUCUUUGGCUCAUAAAAAGAAAGAGAAGAACCGGCCUUACGAAGGAGCGGAGCUGCGCAGUCUCGGAGCGGUGACCUGGCCGGUUUACGCUGAGGAUCAUGGGAACGGAGGGGAAAUCGAGGCCCUGUUGGCUAUUUCCAAUGACUUCAUGAUCUUGUUGGACCAGGAGGCCAAAGCUGUGGUGUUCAACUGUGCCACUAAGGAUGUGAUUGGUUGGACUCUCAGCAGUCCUGCUUCUUUAAAGAUUUUCUAUGAGCGAGGAGAAAGUGCAUCUCUCAGGAGCAUCAGUAAUAAUACUGAGGAUUUCAAAGAAGUGGUCAAACGUCUGGAGUUUCUAACUAAGGGUUGUGAGACAUCUGAGAUGACUCUUCGGCGAAACGGUCUGGGGCAGCUUGGCUUCCACGUCAACUACGAAGGCAUUGUGGCAGAGGUGGAGCCGUACGGAUAUGCUUGGCAGGCGGGACUCCGUCAGGGCAGCCGAUUGGUCGAAAUCUGCAAAGUCGCUGUUGCGACUCUGACCCAUGAGCAGAUGAUUGACCUCCUCAGAAAUUCAAUGACGGUGCGUGUUGUCAUCAUCCCACCACAUGAUGACGCCACUCCACGCAGGGGCUGCUCCGAGCUCUACCGAGUCCCUGUGUCUGAAUACAAAGGCAGCAGCACAGACAGCGGCUCCUUUGAGUACAAGUUCCCAUUCCGCAGCAACAACAACAAGUGGCAGAGGACGUCCAGCAGCCCUCAGCAGUCCCUGACCGCUUCACCGCAGCCCCACACCCCCAACCGAGCCAUCAGCCUGGGCAGCUCGGUGGGGAAGACCCUGUCUGCCGAGAGGCUGGAGAGAGGCGCCGCCAUUCCACGCAGCGUUAGCAGCGACGGGCGACCUCUGGACUCCAAGAGGAUGUCUCCUGGCAGUGAGAGCUACAGCCUGGCCUCCUCUCUAGCGUUGGGUCGUUCGCCUCACAACCGCAGCUCUCCCAGCAACCUGUCUUGUUCCAGUGAGGCCUCCGGAAGCUCUGCGCACUGGAGGCAGAAGUCCAUGCCUGAGCAGUUUGUGAGCAGCCGACAUUCACCUAUGUCGUCAGAUAGACGAGAGGCGGCUGGAGAGGGCGGACCGAGCGGGAAAUCCACCACCAACUGGUCGAGAAUGGAGGAAGGCGGAGGUGAACGAGGGUCAACAGAGGCUCCAGCUUCCAAGUCUGGCCAGGGCUACUCUGGAGCGCCUCGCAUCCAGAGGCAGGAACAAGUCAUCCACCUCUCCCCAAAGAAGGGCAGCCAGUCAGAUGGCCCGUACUCUGGCCACUCCAGCAGUAACACUCUGUCCAGCACUGCAUCCAGUGGGGGCCACAGCGAUAGCGACAAAUGGUACGACUUAGGGACCGGCGGCGGCUCCAGUGGCGACCAGGGCGAGCCUGAACCCAACGGCCUGGGUGGAGGAGGCUACCUCCAGGGAGCCUCGGCUGACAGCGGCAUCGACACCGGCUCUUACGGAGCCUCGCAUCAUUCCCAUUCCCACUCCCACCAUGGCAGCACCACCUCUCUGCUGGCCCCCAGUGGGAGCAGAGAGAGCAGGGAGCGCUCCUCAUCUCCGUGGCACAGUCCGACCGAAGGAGGACGUAGGAUGCUGGAGAGGUCGCCUGCUGCUGCCGAGUCUCCGGGGCUUCCGUCAGAAAGGAGCCAUGAGUCCGUGGGUCGAAGCCCACCAACUCAUCUCCUGGUUAGAGACAGCAGCACUUUCAGCCUGGGAGAUGGUGGAUCACAUUCAAGGCACUCUGGCCACAGCUCACCCAGGGAGGAGUCAUCGUCUUCAGCCACCUCCCCUUCGUCUCAGUCUUCAGUCUCUCCCGGGCCAAAGACCUUCUACCCCCGUCAGGGAGCCCAGUCCAAGUAUCUGAUUGGCUGGAGGAAGCCUGGCUCCACCAUCAACUCUGUGGACUUUGGAGACACACGGAAGAAAUCUCCAGGUGAAAGUGGAGAUGUGGCCCCCACCCCGGCAGCGAGACCAUCACUUAGAGACAUGCACUCCCCCCAGACUCAUGCUAAAUCUACUGUGGAGGAAGAUACUAAGAGACACCCUGCUCAUGACACUCCACCACCACCAAGAAAGCACAAGGAAAAGCAUGGCCAGAAGUCGCCGCCAAGCCAGCCGCUCAGCCGUCGCCGCUCGCUGCACCGCACCCUGUCAGACGAGAGCAUCUAUCGUGGUCAGCGGCUCCCCUCGCUGAGUGACUCGGUCACUGAGCCCGCGCUCGCCACUGACGUCCUCUUCAGCUGCUCCACUCUUCCUCGCUCUCCCACAACUCGCGGGGUGCCCCUCAGGCGGCCUUCCUACAAGCUCGGAGUUAAACUUCAUGGUGAUCUUUCGGCAUCUGACACAUCAUUGGUGGAUUUGGUGGAGCGUCAUCGGGGACCCCUCCCUCAGGAGCUGAUGCCCCUCCCCUCUUCAGGUAGAGACAGUCCUCUCGAGUGGACUCACCUGGUGGAUGUGGCCAGUACCUUCGAGAAUGAGAGAAACACACACUACAUCCAGAGAAGUUAUGUGUUUGGAGAUGCAAACCACCGAACAAGUGGAGCAUCCAGUCCUCAGCAGCCACACAUAGAGCUGCAGCCUGCUCCUCUGUCACGACCCUCAUCAAGUGAGGGUCACAUAGGGCUGGAGAGAAAGGUGACUAAACUGGAGGCCAUGGUGAAGAUGCUACAGGAGGACCUGAAGAAGGAGCGGGAGGAGAAGUUGCGUCUUCAAUCUCAGAUCAAGAGGCUCUGGGAGGACAACCAGAGACUUCAGGAGGAGUCCCAAACAUCAGCUGCCAAGCUCAAGAAGUUCACAGAGUGGAGAAAGGAAAGAACAGACGGGAUGUUGCACGUUUCGUCGGGAUGCUCGUCACGCACAGCUUGCGAGGUCGGCGACUCCAGCAGGAGAGGGAGGAUCCGCAGGCUGCGCUGCUGUCGUGACGCGCUGCGUUCGCUCCUCUUCCAGGAACAAACUCCGAAAAUAAAGCACACAGCAUGAAGAGAGGACCAGAAGUUUUACAAGAUUGAACAAUACUGUUUACAUCCCAGAUUCAUUGUCUUUGUAAGAUGUAAAAAAAAAAAAAAGAAAAAGAAAAAAGUAUGACCAAGACAUUUGCAGUGAUCACAGUAUUAAAGUUUCUGAAAUAAAUAGAUGCUCUAUCA